AUGAACAAUAGGAAUAAUGUCACUGAAUUUAUUUUUAUGGGGUUUUCCCCAAAUAUUCAGGUUCAGAUUCUGUACUUUGUUAUUUUCUUGUUUUGUUACAUAGCUAUUUUGAUGGGAAAUUUCAUUGUCAUCAUCUCUAUCACAUGUAGCCAGCUUAUUGAACAACCGAUGUACUUCUUCUUGGCUUAUUUGUCCUUCAUGGAUGUCUGCUAUACCUCUACGGUAACCCCGAAACUCAUCAGUGACACAUUGGCUGAAAGGAAGAGUAUUUCUUAUACUAACUGUUUGAUCCAGCUCUUCACUGUGCACUUCUUUGGAGGGGUGGAGGUCUUUAUACUCACAGGGAUGGCCUAUGACCGAUAUGUGGCCAUUUGCAAACCACUCCACUACAUGACUAUCAUGAGCAGACACAGGUGUAAUGCAUUGAUCGUGGCUGCAUGUGGUGGAGGUUUUGUACAUUCAUUUGCACAGUUUCUUCUUGCUUUUCUCUUACCUUUCUGUGGUCCCAAUGCUAUUGAUCACUAUUUCUGUGACAUGUAUCCAUUGCUGAAACUUGCCUGUACAGACACCUAUAAUUUGGGUCUCUUAGUAAUAGCCAAUUCAGGAAUGAUUGCAUUAGUGGUUUUCAUGGUCCUUAUGGCUUCUUAUGCUGUGAUCUUAUAUACUCUUCGGGCACAUUCUUCUGAGAGCCGCCAAAAAGCUCUUUCCACUUGUGGUUCCCAUAUUACUGUUGUCGUCCUGUUCUUUGGACCUUCCCUUUUCAUUUAUAUUAGACCAGCCACCACAUUCCAGGAGGAUAAAGUUUUGGCUCUGUUUUACACCAUCAUUGCUCCCAUGUUCAAUCCCUUGAUCUACACUUUAAAGAAUUCAGAAAUGAAAAAUACCAUGAAGAAGGUAUGGAGCAGAAACCUAUUUGGAGGCAGAAAACAAUUGCUCUAAAAGGCAUUGCUGAACUUUGACUCUGGGCCUUGAUGUAUGAUACAAUACCAACUCAUUCAGCAUAGAUGUAUCAGAGGCCUCAUGGGCAAAUCAGGUAUUUAAGAGGCUACUCACAAAUAGUUUGCAAUGAAAUGUAGAUCUAGAAGAAACUUCAGAGUUCAUGAAAUUCAUUGCAUUGAUUGGACCAAUGAGAAAACAAGAGUCAGGAUUGGUAAAAUGACUUUCCUAAGGCAACACAACUGAUAUUCGCCACAACACUUGAAUUCAUUUU
Molecule: messenger RNA, 1210 nt
Organism: Monodelphis domestica (gray short-tailed opossum)
Lineage: Eukaryota; Metazoa; Chordata; Mammalia; Didelphimorphia; Didelphidae
Product: olfactory receptor 4P4-like
Biological process (GO): G protein-coupled receptor signaling pathway
Cellular component (GO): membrane
Molecular function (GO): G protein-coupled receptor activity; olfactory receptor activity
Source: RefSeq, a predicted model, not a curated record